ACGCAGCCGUCCAGCUGCCGGGAAGGGGGGCCGAGGGGCGGUGAGUAGUGGCCCCGCCCCACCCCGGCGCUUUCUGUCCCCUCCGCCGCGCCGUACGGCCGGGCGCUCCGUCUUCAUCCGCUGCCAACUUUGUACCGCGGGGCGCGGGCGGCACGGCCGCGGCUCUGCCCUCACCUCACCCGGGAGGCGAGGGACCACUCCACAAUGGCCGGGAUCGGCAUCGACCACUCCAAGCUGCCCGGAGUCAAAGAAGUGUGUCGAGACUUUGCUAUUUUGGAAGAUCAUACUUUGGCCCACAACUUACAGGAGCAGGAGAUCGAGCAUCACUUGGCAACAAAUGUUCAGCGUAAUCGUCUCGUGCAACAUGACUUGCGGGUGGCCAAGCAACUGCAAAAAGAAGAAGAUCUGAAAGCACGAGCUCAAAUCCAGAAACACCAAAAAGACUUAGAGCGACAGGACUGCGAGAUUGCUCAGGAAAUCCAAGUGAAGCUUGUGUUUGAAGCGGAACAGCGCCGCAAGCAAGAGGAAAAGGAUGAGGACAUUGCCCGUCUUCUACAGCAGAAAGAACUGCAAGAAGAAAAAAAGCGGAAGAAGCACUACACAGAAUCCCAGGGACACACAGGCUAUGAAGAUAGCUAUUAUGCAGAAAAUGGAGAGCACCCCAGGGGUGAUCCCAGAGAGCAGGUUUCUGAGCCUUGCAGGGCAUGCAGUGGUGACAGGCACACGCGCUUGCAGAGAGAGCACCGAGAAGCACCCCUGCCUUUGUCCAGCAGUGCGGCCAAACACAGGCAUUCCACCUCAGAGGAUCAUCAGUGGUCUGCUCAACUGAGUGAGGCCAGCAGUGGCCAUCGGCAGGAGUGGAAAUCAGCCAGCCAAGGCAGGUCCAGGAGACAUCCUAGCCCUGACCUGGAAGGAGAGGCUGAGCGCAGCACCUAUGACCACAGCAAUAGCUGGGAGCGGCAGGAGAGGAGGGCAGCCAGCAAGAAGAAGGCUUGGAGACCUGUCAGUCUUGACUUGGAGUCAGAUCAUAGACUUGCAGACCAGGCAUGGCACAGCAGAAAGCCAGCAAGGCAAGAGAGAGAAAAGCGCUUUCCUCUUCUUGAGAUGGAACUGGAGGCUGAGCAGGAGACUUGGCACUGGGGCAGCAGCCAGCUGGUGCGCCCUGGAAAACAGAAAUCACGUCACUGGGGCCACUCGUCACACAGGAUGGUGCAUGAUGAGAAGCUUCAUGAUGCUGAAUCUAGAGAUGAUCAUAGGAGGGGUGAGGAGAGAGACUACAAAAGGUCAGGACACAGGAGACUUUCCUCCUCCCCACAUGCUGUGACCCAGGGGAAGGUUGGAUACUGCCAGCAAGACUCAGGCAGUAACUUGAGGGGGAUGAAGCAAGCCAUGUACGAUACACCCCAAAGGGAACAGGAGUUGUCUGAUGCAGAGAUUGCUCGGAAGCUGCAGGAGGAAGAGCUCCUGGCUGAUGAGGCAGAUCAGAAGGCAGCUCAAGUAGCCCAAGAUGAGGAAAUUGCCCGACUCUUGAUGGCUGAGGAGAAAAAGGCUUUCAAGAAAGGGAGGGAGAGAGAAAAGUCUUCCUUUGAAAGGAGGAGGCAUGAUCAAAACUGGAAGCAUGAUGCAAGUGAGUCCACGCGUUCAAGGUCAAAAGAAGGACCUGAAACUCAGCGACACAAAGGUGAAAGAUCUUCAAGGUCACAGCCUCUCCAUGAUGACUUUGAACAUGCUCGGUAUUACACAGGCCAGCCCAGCCCUAUGCGCCAGAUCCCCAGACCUGAGCACUCUCCUAAAGGUUCCCGUAGGAAGCAGUAAACUGUGCUAGCCUUUGCUUUGGUACUGACUCUUCUGUAGCAAACAUUACUGGAAUUGCCAGGCAACUUUCUCGAUUCCUUACCCAGUGGAAGGUCCACCCUCUACUCCCAGGAUGUCCUCUUGAAGUGUCAUCAUAAUAAGGAACUUUGUUUCUAUUUCUUACUCAUAUGUGAUGACUUAAGCAGUGCAGUAUAAUCUAGCCACCACUGAGCUGUGCGCAUCAACUAGCUGACUUAACAGCUCCCUAUUACAUUAUUUUGAGGCUUUCCUUUUAUUUUUAAGCUUUGUCUGGAGCUUUGACAAAUAGAGAUGCAGUUACAACAGGGAGGAAAAUCCAAGAAAUUAAUUUAAUUAUGGUAAUGCACCACAACAUCAGAACUGCAAGUUCUGUCCAUAUUAGGAUGACUUAGCAAAGAGAGUUAUAAGAGGAAAUAUCUUUCUUCCUGUGCUGGAUAAGAUAGCUGAGCCAACCUGACAGUCACGCUUGGAGGAAGACGAGAGCAUCUUCAUAACAUGCAUCAGCAAAAGCCAGAACCUGGGACUGAUAAGGAAGAAAUUGCCUAUGAAAUAAAAUUUUAACUGCUGUAUUUCUUUCUAGGGUUUACAGCAACCUGGGUAGAGUAACUAGGCAUUUAGCUCCAGGGUAUAGGAUAGAACAGUUGAAAGACAAUUUCAGUGGAAGUUAGACUUUGUGUGCAUAACUCUUAAGAUAUACCAGGGAGCUGAUGAAGCUGCAACUUGUGGAUUGGGAAGAAUCAUACAGAUUUAAAUGCCUGAAGGGACCUCUAUGGUCACCUGCUUUGAGCUUUCGUGUGAUAGCCAAGGAAUUUCACUGAAGCCAAGUAGGAACUACUGUAACUCCUAGCUCAGUUGCUGAUGCACUUGUGUACAGUAACUUGUGUUUGAAUCUGCAUAUAUCUUGGAAUCUUAGGGCUGAAGGAGGGCCAUAUGGGCAUUGACACUGAAUCAAAAAUCCACAAUUACAGGCAACUUUGAGCUAGACGUAGAGUGCUGAACAGUCCACACAAUAUCUGUGCUGAAUGCCUCACCUCC
Neopsephotus bourkii (Bourke's parrot) is the source of this 2868-nucleotide messenger RNA. RefSeq names its product coiled-coil domain containing 50 (gene CCDC50). Gene Ontology annotation, molecular function: ubiquitin protein ligase binding. Bases 205 to 1815 code for a protein of 536 amino acids. Gene Ontology annotation, cellular component: cytoplasm. Lineage: Eukaryota; Metazoa; Chordata; Aves; Psittaciformes; Psittacidae. The record is from RefSeq and is a predicted model, not a curated record. The transcript has 12 exons.